This is a messenger RNA of Paramecium octaurelia, 240 nucleotides long. Lineage: Eukaryota; Ciliophora; Oligohymenophorea; Peniculida; Parameciidae. The record is from the annotation of a GenBank genome assembly.
AUGAAUAGAAAUUUCAAUAACUUAAGAGUAUAAUCAAAAUUUGAAUUUGAUGCUAUCAUUUCAUAAUUGGAUAAUGGAUCUCCAUUAACAUAAAUUCAGGUUAAGAAAUUUUCAGGAAUUAAGAACCUUGAUCUAUUUGAAGCACAAGAUUAAGACGAUAAAUAUGAAACCCCCAAAGAAUCAUCUAAUUCCUUAAUGGAUGAAGUGCCUAAUAUCAAGGAGAGGAAUAAGGAAUUCUGA